Molecule: messenger RNA, 10787 nt
Organism: Dermacentor albipictus
Lineage: Eukaryota; Metazoa; Arthropoda; Arachnida; Ixodida; Ixodidae
Product: transient receptor potential cation channel subfamily M member-like 2
Biological process (GO): metal ion transport; monoatomic cation transmembrane transport
Cellular component (GO): plasma membrane
Molecular function (GO): monoatomic cation channel activity
Source: RefSeq, a predicted model, not a curated record
UUCGCGCGGCGGCUGAAGACAGCGGCGGCCUCUAGCGAUCAUCGCUGCACCCGCUGUCAACCGGCUUCGCUCGACUACGCGCGAGCGUCGACGGUCGCCGUCUGUUGUGGCUGAGCGUGUGUCGGUGUGUCUGACGUAACCUAGUGUUUCGUGUGUGGGAUGACAGAACGAUGGCACACGGUGAUAUAAAGAAGCCACGAUGAAGAGGAACGAGAGCGGAGUCUCCCGCUUCGGAUCGUUCUUUCGCCGGCGGACGCUGCGGCGGGUUCGAGACAGCACCGACAACGACUCGGACGCCGAGAUUCCGCUGGUGCCGUCUCCGCCGUUGGUGCGCCAGUCGUCCGUUCAGCGGCAGACCAGCGCGGUCGACGACGAUGCUUCGACGCAGCGGUACCUGCUGUCCCGGGGCGGCAUCCGCUUCUGGAAGAACUUCGCCUACGAGGCGGAGGCGCGGCCGUACAUCCGCGUCCGGCACGACAUCGACCCGGACCAGGUGAGCGGCGUGCUGGUCCAGGAGUGGCUGUUCUCGGCGCCGCGCAUCGCCCUGGUGCUCAUCUCGCACGUGGGCCCGCUGGGCGACUGGGCGGACGCGAGGCGGCUCGAGGGCUUCCGGCGCGGACUGCUGCGCGCCGCCAACGCGACGCCCAUGUGGCUGCUCACCAACGGCUUCAACACGGGGCUCGCCAAGCUGGUCGGCGACGCCGUGAGCCACGAGCUUCGCCGGCGGCAGGCGCUGCGAUGCCACAAGCACCCGAACCGCACCCGCGCGACCCUGCCGCCGCUGCGGCUGGUGGGCAUCGUGCGCGAGGACAUGCUCGUCAACGCCGACCUGCUCGACGGACGGCAGGCCGACGUUCAGCUCGAGAACGAGGGCAACCGGCCAGAAGAAGGCAAGUUCGAGCUGAACCCGGACCACUCCAACUACGUGCUCGUGCGGGACGAGACGGUCAACCGCACGGGGCUCAACCACUUCGUGCUGCGCCUCGAGCAACGGCUCAUCAACCUCUCCGACCACGCGCCUGCAGCGGCGUCCUCUGGCGGCGGCGACAAGGAGGGCGGUGGCGCCGAGCUUCCGCUCAUCGCGUUGCUCGUGUCCGGGGGCGACGGCUGCGCCCGGCUGGUGCUGGAGCACCUCAAGCGACAGCUGCCCGUGGUGGUGUUCGAGGGCAGCGGGGGACUCGCCGACCUGCUCGCGUUCGCCUACCGGGAGAGCCAGCGAAGGAGUCCCGCCGUGUGGGACCCCGAGUUCGUGGAGAACUUCAUGAAACCCGAGCUGGCCUCGAUGCUGUGCCUGAUGUACCCGGCGUACCGGGACAACGCCCUGGCCCGGAACCUGCUGCGCGACCGCAUCGUCGAGUGCGCCCGGCUCUCCUGUCAGUCUCACUGCCUGACGCUCGUCGACAUCCGAAGCCGCUCCUGCGACCUGACGCGCCUCGACGAGAUCCUGCUCAACGCAUUCUUUAAAGCCCAAAGGCCCGAAAGGGUCUUGCGCUUCAAUCAAAUGAAGAAGGACCUUUUGCUCACCAUCGACUGGAACUGCCCUGAUGUGGCGAUGUCACAAGUCUUCUUGAAGGAUCCGUCUUGUAAAUUCCAGGUGGACCGAGACAUCUUCGAGGAGGCCCUGAUUCGUCCGGACCGCGAAGAGUUCGUGCAUAUCUUCCUGGCGCGGGGAUUCCGCGUCCACAAAUACCUGACGCCCAGGCGGCUGAAGCAGCUCUUCAAGAAAGUCCAGGGAGAGCAGUUCUUCCGCUCGGUCUGCUGGGAGGGCGCCCUGGGACGCAGCCCAUUCUCCAAGCUGGGCAAGCACUUUGUUGACACCGAGCUCAACUGGCUGAUCGAGACACUGACAGGCCUGCACAACUUCGUGGACAGCCAGGAACUGUCCAUGAACGCGGCGGGUAUCUACACCCUGGACCCCAGCGCGGCCGAGCGCAAGGCCCUGGCUCUGCUGGCGCUGUGGUGCGCGUUUACGCAGCGCACCGCGCUGGGCAAGCGCCUGUGGCAGUGCUGCGACCAGCCCAUCCACCUGGCGCUGCUGGUGUCCAUGACGUACGGACGGCUGGCCAACCUCGUGCACGAGGGCAACACCAAGAAGGACCUGUCGGACGCCUGCGAGGAGUUUGCGAGCAUGGCGACGGGGGUUCUGGACUGCAGCUACCAGGAGGCCACAUGCCGCGCCUACGACGUUCUGAGUGAGGAGAACCCGGACUGGGGCCACCGCACCGCCGUUGACAUCGCGGCACAGGCGAACAACCACAAGUUCCUGGCACACCCGUGCUGCCAGCGCUGGAUCACCAACCUCUUUAUGGGCCGCAUCAGUGUGCGAGACCUCACAUGGGGACCCCUGGCAGUACCCAUGUGGCUCAAGAUCAUCUUAUGUGCUUUUCUAGUUUUCCCGAUGUACGUGUGGGUCCGCUUUAAGUCAGAUCCUCAUGAAAUGGAGUACAAGGAAGAGCCUGACGUCGAAGAAGAGAAAGAUGACCGGGAAGGGGAUGAGGAUGCCCUCUUGCAGGACGGGACUCGAGCCAUCGACAUGCCAUCGCAGCAACAGCAAGAUUCACUGCCGGGGCUGACGUCGGAAACGAAGGUGUCCUUCCAGCCCGAGGUGGUUACGACGCUACUGCGUGAGCGGGAGCUGUUUGUGCCGUCGCCUCCGCCGCUCUGGAACAUGGUCUAUCAGAUGUGGAGUGCGCCCAUCACUAAGUUCUGGACAUUUCAGAUCUUCUACAUUGUAUACCUGGCACUGUUCAGCGUGGCCGUGCUAUUGCCUUCGUGUGGCAAUCGGUAUGUGGACAUGGCUGUGUGUGCCUGGACCGCCCUCAUCGCGCUAGAGUCGGCCAGGAGGACAUACGUGCUGCACAAGAGAUACCAAGACGUGCCCAUGUUCCUCCGCUGCAUGGAGGUGCUGCUCAUUGCGGCCUUCGUGGCUCUGUACGUUGUGGCCAGAGUGCUUGGCCCAACUCCCAUCUUCAGCCCGUACAGCGUCAAGGUGGUGCUGUGUGCCGCACUGCUUGGAUUCUACUACCGGCAGAUUGUCAUAUACCUGCCCAUAUCACCCACCCUAGGCCCGCUGCUCUACAAAGUGCGCCUCAUGGUGGCCGAUGACUUUGUGAACUUCAUGCGCAUGGCGCUGCUGGUGAUCAUCAGCGGCGGCAUUGUGGCGCAUGCCCUGCUCUACCCGGACUACCCGUUUAACCUGGAGCUGCUCAGGAGAACCUUUCACCGCGCAUGGUUCUCCCUCUUUCUCACGCCCAUCUCUGACCUUGAAGGGGAUCCACGCUGCUUUCGGCUGAGAGCUGCUGCCAAUCGCUCAGCAGAGGAGUGCCGAAUCAGCGAGUACACUGACUACACCUGCAGCAACCCGGGGGUGUGGCCUUACAUCUUUGUCAUACAGUUCCUUGUUCUUCUGAAGUUGGUCUUGCUGACACUUCUCUACGCUCUCUUCAGUCACACGGCGCAGAAGAUCGAGUCAGCGUCCGACGACAUCUGGAAGUUCCAGCGGUACAAGCUGGUCGUGGACUUCAUGAACCGGCUGUGCCUGCCACCCCCGUUUAACGUGUUCAGCUACAUCAUCGCUCUCCUGCAGUUCCUCUGGCGUCUGCUCACCUGCCACUUCUGCCGAACCACACACCAGCUGGAUGGCCAUGCUGAGCUGGCUAAGUCACAACUGCGGCUCUCUGAGAAGGACUACAACUACUGGAAACACCUGGCAUCACAGUACAGCCAAAGGCAGAGUGAGGAACGUGACCUUGAGGAGAAGAAGAAGAAGCAGCUUGAAAGCUUGUCAUUCUUUCUUGAAGAUAUGGACUAUCAGCGGCGUGCCCUCAGCCUUCUCAAGGGCCAGAUUCAAGAACUGCAGAGGACGGUCGGCAAAUCAUUUUCCUAUCUGCAGACACUCAAGAAUGCGACAGACCGGCCUGGCGAGAUGGGUGGUGCGCUGCCAGGUGCUGUGCACGUGCUGUCUCGCCGGAGCCCAUACCCAAGCACGCGUGUCCUCCGCUACCCGGUGCCCGACAAGUACGUCGCAUGGCAGGUAUUGUGGCUGGAGUAUGACCCUGUGGCCUAUAGCCGGCCACGCACCGACUUCCCCGCACACCUGCAGCCUCACGUCGAUGAGGACAUUCUAGGGCUGAAACUCGCUUCUGAUGGCGGCCCCGUACCAAGCUUUGCUUGGAACUCGGUGUCCAUAAGCCCUGCAGGCGUCAGCAUCAACCGCCAAUCGUGGAUUCGCGAUACAGAUGGCUUACCGAUCAUCUAUCGUCUUGAUGCGCAGGGAAUGCCCAUGAAUCCCAUUGGCAGGACGGGACUGCGAGGACGUGGAGCUCUGCCACGUUGGGGCCCAAACCAUUACGUGCUUUUCAUUAUCACCAGGUGGCAGAGGGCCAAGGUGCACUUGGUUGGAGGCAGGGGCCUUGAGGUGGUUCUUAUGCGCGUCUUCCGGACUGACCACUUUAGCCUUCCAGGGGACUUCGUACCUGGAGAGGGAAAAUAUGAGACACUGAAGUUGCUGUUCAAGCCAGAGACAGUGCUCAAGUGCGAGACUGAAGAUGACAUUAAGGAGUUUUUCCGGAGCUCCCACAUGGAAGAAGAAGGCACAGACGAGCCGAUGGUCGAGUGCAGGCAGCGUGGCUACAUGGAUGACCCCAUGAAUACAGAUCACUGCUGGCGCGAGAUUGAGCUGUGGAACAUCCACUACGAUGGUACAGAGAACCUGCAGGACAAGAUGCAGAACCACCUGCUAUGGCGGCUUGUCACGGAAGAUCUGUUUACAAAGCUGCCGCUCGGGCAGUCAGUCCUGCUGCAUGAAGUGACCAAGUCUCUUCAAGCAAGCAUCAUUUAACCUGACUGCUGUCACUAGCGUCCCGGUGCCUGACCUUGAGGACCAUGACUCCUGGCUGUGAUCAUUACUACCUGUACGAACGACCCUGUGGGUCUCUUGUUGCACUCGUGUUCUACACUGUGACAACAUUUUCUCAUACUUUAGAGAUAGGGAAGCUCUGCAGUGAUGCCAUGCAUUGUUGGGUGUGCUUUGUUUGCUUGGAAGAAUAUUUAAUGCCUGUUAUAUCUUUUGACAGGUGUGCUCAAGGACGUGCCCCGCUCUUGUGCUGUAACUUAAUGUGAUACGUUUCUUGUUAUUGUUUUACGUUUACACUGAGGCAUUGAGGUAUAAUUUUGGUACAGAAUAGUAUAGCAUUGCUGUAUGGCAGGCUAUUUUCUGUGCAUCUAUUUACACAUGUGAUAUGCACUUUAAGCGAUGCUAAUGCCGCUGCAACUUAAAUGUGAGCACACAGACUUGCACGUACUGGAAAAUGAGCAGUGUUGCAUCUUCUGCUUAGUGUGCUCCAAACUUUUCUGUUUUGUAGAAUCUAGGCUCGCUACGUAUUCAUAAUUUAUAGAGGACCAGCGCAUGUAGAUAGGCGAUAAUAAUCAAUAUUAACAUAUUUUCAUCCUACAUUUUGGGCAUAGACAUGUGCUGAGAUCAGCAUAUGCGUAUUGUGUGACAGUAACUCCCUCUGUUAUAUUUUUAGCAUUUGUGAGUCUUACAUAACCAUUGCUUCCAUAGAAGUGUAUAUUCGCAUGUGUGUGUCACGCAGUGAGCAUUUGUUCACCACAUGUGUUGACAUCCUGUCCAUUGCCUCAGGGUUAUGUUGUUAGUGUUGGUAGGGUUACCAAUGUGGUAAAACUUCAAAAUAUGUACUUAGCUGUCUAUAGCUUUUACGUUUCUUCUUGCUUUUUCUACAAAGACUUGCAGACUUGUUACGAAUUGAGUUUUACAUGUGCACAAGGAGUGACACCUUGGGUUACGUUGUUGAUGGCUUGGGAAUAUCAUUGGUUAGAAAUACGUGCUGUGUCAUAGUGAGCAACAGUUGGCAAAGAAGAAAAGCCUCAGCCUUCACUUUAUCUCCAUUUUUCUGUGUCCCUUUUGUCUUGUGCUGUAUCAUAAUACGCCUUGAUAGCUGCUCAUGGGGAUUGAACGCUGCUUGAAGGCAGUGAAAUUAUUUUCUUAGAUUGUUCGCAUGCCAAGGACACAUUCAUCGCCAAGCGAAAUGUUUCAGAAAAUUUUAGCUUAAUCCAGGUAUCAAGCUCUUGAAGUCUAUGGUGAAGUGAGGAAAAUUCGAAGGCAACCAAAUACUUAUGACGCUUCUGAAAUGUCUGAACCAAGUAAGCAAAAUUAUGCAUGUGUGAUCUCGUGAAAAAGUGCACAUAGUUUGGAAUUUUUGAAGACACAACGAAAAGUAGAUAGUGGCGUUGUGUUAUCCUUUGGAGAAGGGACAUCUGCAGGUAGCAAAGAAAGGCUGGGCUACUUCAUACUCGCAGAGAAAAUAAAAGCAGAGGACAACAAUGAAAACAGCAUGAUAAUGGCAUAGCUUCAUCACACUUAUUUGUGAUGACAUUGCAAUUGCUUAGUUGCAAUUGCUCUUGUAUGUAGCUCUUCCGGUCAUCAAAGUUUCACUUUUUAAUUAUGCAAACAGCUUAAUUACCACUGCCAUAGUGAUGCUUCACUAAUUGUUUUGCACGUACUGGCGCUGCCUUUUUGAAAUCGACUGUCCCGUUGGAAAUUUAUCACUUGGGGCUUCUCUUGUGUUGUUAUUUGCAUAACUUUGGCAUUAGUCAUUGCUUUCCUUUUUGUUAUCUUAGUGUUAUCGAAGGGUCGACCCUCUCAUUGUCCCUGCUUCUCUCUUAAGCUGUAAGGAAGAAGAUUUUAUGCAUGAUUUCUUUCUGUGCAAACUGGGAAACACUGUCAUGGUCACGUUAUCACUGCUCUAAUUGGGUUACGCAAAAAUAAAUACUAUUUGGGGAAUUAGCUAUAUUUAUUUAAUUUGAAAGGCACUUCGGCCCUGACCCUGUGUGCUUCUGGCAUGUCCAAUCCCAUUGCUAAGAUUAGAAUACACAGAAGUGCAUUCACAAUGUUAUAAAUUUGGACAUGUUGGAUUAUCUGGACAGCUUUGUGACACCACUGCCACUCACCUCAUAGCCCUGGCUGUGGAAUAAAGCAUAUCUUUAAGAUGCACAAUUUUGUAGGAAAAAGAAAAGAAAGUAAGACGGGUGUUAGGAAAGCAAGCGACGUGGGUACGUAAGGUACAUUCCCGGAAUGCAAACCGGGUGGACAUUGUUCUGAGCAGAAACAAUUGGCAAGCCAGGAAGGAAGGGUGAACAAAAAUGCUUCUGGUGACACCACAUAGAUGCGCCCGCGUCAUGUUAUCAUGACGUCACACUUUAUUGUAUGGGUUCUGAUAACUGGUUAAUUUUUUUUUAAUAGAACAGGAUGAUCUUACACUGAAAAGUAUGCGAAUACAACAACUCUCUGACAUCUUAAUGACAUCACAGACACAACAUUGGAUAAGGAAAAUUUGGCAUUAACAUUUCUCAAUAGACAGUCGCAGAAACAGCAUCGAGUGAGAGGAAAUUACCUCAGUAGAAGACAUUUGUUAGAAUAAGGAACAACCGAAAUGUCUUAACAUUACCUUGGAUCAGCAGUGUGUCUGUAAGUAUUAUGACCUUCCCCGACCAGAUGGGACUUCAUCAGGCCCACAAUUUUAGUCAGCCUUUCUCUCCUGAGUAAAUGGCAGCAGUUAUUACAAAGCCUUUAAUGUAUGUUCUACAAGUCAAAACUAAUGCUUGUUCUUUAAUGGCUCCCUAUAAUUCCUGCCCUUUGUGUUUCCAGCGCAUGGAGAUAGCAGAUUACUUUCAGUAGUCUAAAAAGAGUGCUUUUUAAGCAGUUGCCUCAAAUUUAUUGUCCUAUUAAGAUGUCAAAUAAUUUAAUUGAGCUGGAAACGCUGCACUUGCACCACAGACACUGCACUGCUGCCCCAGUGCAGCACCCGAAUGCAGCUAGCUAUUCUGUGGCACGAUUCAACGGUACUACUGAGACACAGGACGUCGACAUGACAUCACUGCCCAUGAAAGUCAUCUUAACUGAAACAAAGCGCUGUAGUGAUAAUUUUUUUUUCUCGCAAUACUGCUACAGAUGUUUAUUGUGCUGGUUGCUGUUAGAAUCCGUCAUGCCACUCUCCAACCAGCAGAAAUGCAUGUCAAACCACAUUCCUACGUAUAGUUUGGGAAGCUAAUUGGCUAACGAGAUGCAAUGUUUGCACGUCAUGCAUCGCAUUUCCACACCUGUACUUCCCGCCAAAGCUGUCCAUCCACAAGUGUCUGCAACAGUCAUCACCGUCGUGUUGCGUAUGAUGCUCAUUUGGCUGUCCAGGUGUGUCUUGUCUCCAAAAACAAAUUGGUAUCAUGUAUCAUGAUCAUGUAAUAUGAUGAUGAUAAAACAAAAUGUGAGAAGAGCUCUAUAUAAAGACACUGCUACCGAACCUGGUACCUUUCCCUUUGAAAGGUUGCCUUCUAGCCAACGUCUUCACGACAGCAUCUUUAUUAAUAUCUUUAGCUGGAAAACCACAAGCAGUAAAAGCAACAGUAGCUCAUGAGCACCCAAUGUGACAUGUGCCACAGUGCACAAGACAGGAUGCAAGACACUCAUAAACCAAUACUGACAGAAGGGAAGGGAAAGAAGUAGAGUUGGUGGUUGCAGUGUAAGAAGAGCGUCGACGCAUCGACCUGACGAAGCUUGCCUGCACCGUACGAUGACAGCACUUUGGCUUUGUCGUGUUGUUUGCCCAGAACUUUUUGACAUUAAUGUCAUUAGGCAUGUCAUUAGACGUGUCGUCAGCCUGUAGCUUAAUAGAGGUUUACUGUCUGAUGUACUGCUCCUGAACCAUUUUUAAUGGUUCUGUCUCGAAAGUGUUUGGGACGGUAUCAGAAGUCCCAGCAGAUCGAAGGUAGGUGAGCACUGUUUACCUGCACAAAUACAUAAUGCCAAUCAGUCUUUCACAUUUUGCACACUCAGGUUGCCGAUGCAGAAUGCUGUCGAAUCGUGGCUCGCUUGAAUUGUUAUUUAGGUACGAUGCCAAAGAUUAAUGUUUUUUUUUUCUGAGUGUGUAUCAAUACAUAUGUACGGUACUUUUAACCAUUUCAUGCAGUACUUCACAUCACUAAAACAUGCUUGCCCCGCAUUUGGAACUACAGUGAUCACACUUAUUGUUUUGUGCGUCAGCAUAGCGUUUUUCUGUGUGCAACUUGACCUGCACCAAAGGAGUGAACUGUUUGUUGUAUGGCAACUGGUUCGGUUUAUUUGGAAGUAACCCAUUCAGUGCAUUCAUGCGCAAGGCACUUUCGGAUUUACAGGCUAGAUGUGUUCUCAAAAAUACUAAACAAAGAAAAAAAACCAAGGACACCUUGCAGAAAACUGCCACUUUUGUCUUUAUGCCAAAAUAUUCAGCAUGAAUAAAUAUUUCUCGAGUGUGCUUACCCCAUUCCCAAGACUAGAAGUCCCAGAAUUUUUUAACUAAGUGUUAUAUCCACAUACAACUCGAAAAUGCUAGUGUUGGCUUUGAGUGCCCCUGCAGGCAUCAAUUUUCAACCGAAUAAUGCCCAUUGCAGUUGAAUUUAGAUGAUAUGAUGGGGUGAAUCUGAAUUGCAGGGUGAUACGUAUUUCGAAGGUGUUCAGACUGGAUUGCAUGAGUACAAUGUGUUCCGACUAGAAUGCUGGCUUAUGCAGUUGUGGACGCUACUUAUUGCUGAUGUGCUCCGAGAUUUGUCGGAACUCUAGGGAGUACAGCUAUGACGUACAGCUUUGAAUUCAGUAUAUGGUAUUUCAUGAUUCUAGCAGAGACCAGUAUACCUGAAAAUUGCGGACUGCAGUGUGUAGUGAGUGAGCACCAGCAAAGCUUAGGUGCAUGAAGAAAUAAGCACUAGUUGUAUACAUUUCAGAAGGGCCUCCUCAACAGCAUUGAGGAAAGAAAGAUAGAUAUGCAUCAAAGAAAAUAAUCAUAAGAACUAUUCAACAUAGAUAAUCUUCACAUUUGGGCUUUUAUAGCAGCUUGUUAAAGAAAAUACAAAUUUCAAAUCAAUUAUUUUUUUAGGUUGCUAGAAAUUUGUAUGAUCACAAUUCUGUAAUUCCUGGGAAUAUAUAGUUGCUGCUGCAUGCAAAUUUUUGUCAUAUUGAACGGUAUGUUUUGUCAUUGCAGUGGUUUGCAGUCUUUCAUCACAAUAUCAUCACAGUUUGUUAUUUUGUUAUACACUGUAUUAUGCAAAUGAUGUUGUUAAUAAUCCCACGAUAUAUGUUCUUGGUGGUUUCAAGUGUGGUCUGUGUUCUGUGGGCAGAAUGUGCCUCAAAGGGGAAUAGGGGGAGAGAAAUGAGCAUAUUUAAGCUCUGGAAAACAACUGUCAGGACCAGAACUUUUCUAGAUCCUGACUCGUAGACUACUCUGUGCAUCAAACUUAAAAGGAGAAAAAAGUGGUGGUAAUUUGUGUGAAAUUUUCACUGCAGUGAUAUUCCCUUGUUGUUUUUGCAUGUUUUAAAUCAAUAGCAGGUGACGAUGAAGCAAUUUUGUAGUUUUUGUCUUAAGUACUGUGUGCGUUACUGUCUGGUAGGAAUUUUUUAUGGCAUGUAUGGAAGCUACAUCUUGUGUAUAAUGUGAAUGCAAAGAUCUGACUCGUUUUCUCACAACCAAAUGACCUUUCAUUAUUUUAUAUGAGCACAAUAGUGAAGCCAUGGCUUGAUUACUUAAGUACUGUGUGAAGAGCUGUGGGAGAUUUUUGACACGUUUAACUGCCCGAGUGCAAAAUGGCGUUCAUCACCUUUGUUGAUCUACUUCUUUUUGUUCACUUUUCACGCAUUUGCUUUACAUGGCUAUUCAUCUUUUUUUCCGUUUUGUCAUAUACAGACAUUGUGCUUGUUAUCACUUGCAUGUUUACAUUUUUAAUAAACAAGCAAGAAACUUGAA